Molecule: messenger RNA, 8800 nt
Organism: Perca fluviatilis (European perch)
Lineage: Eukaryota; Metazoa; Chordata; Actinopteri; Perciformes; Percidae
Product: glutamate receptor ionotropic, kainate 5-like
Exons: 21
Coding region: 2192-5599 (1135 amino acids)
Biological process (GO): modulation of chemical synaptic transmission; synaptic transmission, glutamatergic; monoatomic ion transport
Cellular component (GO): postsynaptic membrane; plasma membrane; kainate selective glutamate receptor complex
Molecular function (GO): kainate selective glutamate receptor activity; transmitter-gated monoatomic ion channel activity involved in regulation of postsynaptic membrane potential
Source: RefSeq, a predicted model, not a curated record
UCCAGCCUUCAGCCGGCUCUGCCGUAACUCUGCCGGGGCUACGGCUGCCGUUCGCCGGCUCGCCCACGGAGAGCAGAAGCAUAUGGAUCUUGUCAGAUUCUACUCAGUAAGGCGUACAUCAUUUCCCAGAAUGCCACAGGUGUGACCCCCAACCGCUCAUCAGACUCCUGGCGACCCUUCAGCAACCUAAUCAUCUUCCUCGGAGGUUCCAUGGCAACCACAUCCGUUCACAGGCUCAGCGGUCACCAGCUGCUGCACUGAGGACACCGAAGACAGAAGCAAAGGAUUCUGGGUGUUUUUUUAAUGGACUUGGUUUUCGGGCCACAGAGGAGCGUGGGAAUUUGUCUGACUUUUUUCUUUUCCUGGAUCCUGUCUGGGUGCGGGGAGGCAAAGAAAACCAUAACUGGAACAAACCUGAAGCCUUGACGCACCGGAGGCAAUGUAACUUGAGGAAACUGAACAUAAGAAAAAGACGACUUUAAAAAAAAAAAAAUAAAAUCUUUCUACAAGAUUUUUUUUGCAAAAUGUCGGCUCACAGGAGGUGACAUGCAGCUCGUUCUGCCAUGUAGUCGCAACGACCUGCAGAAACCUCCCAGAAACUUUUUCUCUGAACGCGGCCAUUUUUAACAAGCUGAGAGCUGCUGCGUGUGUGAACACACACACCCAUAAAACCGAAAGAAAACACACACACACACACUCGAUAAGCUGAGCGAGGAGUUAUAAAGUGCUAUCAGGUUAUUAUCGGCCCUACCGCUUCCUAUUUUCGUCUUUAAUCUUUGUAUUCUGAGUAAUCAUCUUUUUAAUUAAUGGCGACGGCGGCGUGAAAUCUUACACUCCUCGACACCCCCCCCACCACCCCCACCCCCCCGCUGCCCCCACACUCUUUCCCGCCGCCGCCAGAGACACCUGAAACCAAUUAGCAACAGCAGAUCUAGAUGGGGGAUUAGACACAGGAAGAUCAGCAGAGAUGAGAUAAACACAAAGGGAUCGAAAAAAAGAGGAGAGGGAUCGAAAAAAAAAAGCGCCAUAAGGAGUGAAGGAGGAGUUAAAAAAAAAAAAAAAAAAGGAUCCCGUCAGUCAUUCCAGGUGAUCGAUAGGAGGGCGGGGCAGCAGGCGGGGGCAGCAGGAGGAUAUGGCGAGAUUGGGGUGGCAGCCGACAGCGAAGAUAACAACUGGCGGUGAGUCCGUACGUGGAGUAGACUGUAGGAGUCCUGAGUCUUGACCAGCCAGGACUCAUUGUCAUUCCCGGCUCAGUGCGGGCGAGCGAGGGAGGGAAGUACAAAGAGAGAGAGAGAGAGAGAGAGAGAGAGAGGAGACAGACUCUUGGCCGGACGCCAUGAUCACGGCCAAUUAAGAGAAUUUGAUUAUAUGCCUUCAUCUUGGCAGUCAGGUGGAAAAGCAGGCACGGAGAGGAAGAGGAGACGCAGCAGGUGCCGUAUGGUAAUGGUGUGUAUCGGAUACACACCAUUAUCUCAGCCCGUCUGUAAUUGAGUCUGUUUCGGAGCCCCCACCCCCCUGCGUUUUCGCCAUCUCGUACCACAAACCAGAUCCGUCUUCUUUGAGAGGCCCGUCGAAGCAGCGGACGCAAGAGGAGGGCAAAGGAAGAAGCUCAUUUUCUUCCUCGAAUGCACAUUUUUCCCAUUCUUGUUUAGCAACAACAAAACCGAACCCGCCAAACAGAUGUACUCAAUCUGGAGGACAUUUGUUUCCUCCUCUUUCCUCAAUUUCACUCUAUCCAUAUUUGUGGGCAUGUCCUAUUUAGAAGUUUCCCUGCGGCCUCCGCACUCUCCAUAUCAAGUGUGAGAUAAAAGGGACUGAUAAACAGAAAUAAAAAAAUAAAAAAAGGAGAGAGAGACAGCAAGGGAUUAAAUCUGGAGAGGACAGAGCGGAGACUUCAUUUCCUCAGUCCCAGGUACCCCGAGGCUCCCGCCAACACUUCCCCUUUUUAAAAAAUCCUCUUCUCUCCGGAGCUUUUUCAUCCGCCAGCUCUCUUCCUUGUGGAUCGUAUACUCUGCAUCCAUCCAUCCAUCCAUCCACCCAACCGUCCGUCUGUCUAUCCUGGACCCCGCUGAGAUUAAACUGGCUUCCGUCAUCAGAGGGAAUCUUUUGAUAUCGGCUCCUGGUGUCAUCAUCUUCAUUCUGUGGCGGUACAGGCAGCCAGCAGACCAUUCUCCAUGAGGAGCAGUGGAAGAUGCCGGCUCUGCCAGCACUGCUGCUGUCGAUUUACGUCGCCGUCCUGCUGCUGACCAUGGCACCGCUCUCCUUCAGCCAGGCCCUCUCUGCCGUCCGCAUGGCGGCCAUUUUGGAUGACCAGUCAGCGUGUGGUCGUGGCGAGCGUCUGGCGCUGGCUCUGGCGAGGGAGAACAUCAACAGUCUGAUGGAGGGCUCCUCCCAGGCGAGGGUGGAGGUGGACGUCUACGAGCUGCAGACGGACUCCCAGUAUGACACCACUGACACCAUGUGUCAAAUCCUGACGAAGGGCGUGGUCUCAGUGAUUGGUCCCGCCUCCAGCCCCGCCUCUGGGUCCACCAUCAGUCACAUCUGUGGGGAGAAAGAGAUCCCUCACGUGAAGAUCGGUCCGGAGGAAACCCCGAAGCUGCCGUACCUUCGCUUCGCCUCGGUGACCCUAUACCCGAGUAACGAGGACCUGAGCCUGGCCAUCGGCUCCAUCCUGCGCUCCUUCGGCUACCCGACGGCCAGCCUCGUCUGCGCCAAGGCAGAGUGCCUGCUGCGAUUGGAGGAGCUGGUCCACCGCUUCCUGAUCUCCAGGGAGACGCUGUCGGUGCGGAUGCUGGACGACAGCCUGGACCCCACCCCGCUGCUGAAGGAGAUCCGGGACGACAAAGUGGCCACCAUCAUCAUCGACGCCAACGCCUCCAUCUCCUACCACAUCCUCCGGAAGGCGAACGAGCUGGGGAUGAUGUCAGCCUUCUAUAAGUACAUCCUCACCACCAUGGACUUCCCUCUGCUGCGCUUGGACGACGUGGUGGGCGAUCAGUCCAACAUUUUGGGCUUCUCCAUGCUGAACUGCAGUCAUCCCUUCUACCUGGAGUUCAUCCGGAGCCUCAACCUAUCCUGGAGAGAAGGCUGCAACAUCACCCCGUACCCAGGACCGGCGCUGUCGUCGGCCCUCAUGUUCGACGCGGUCCACGUGGUGGUGAGCGCAGUGCGCGAGCUGAACCGCAGUCAGGAGAUCGGGGUGAAGCCACUGAGCUGCACGUCGCCGCUCAUCUGGCAGCAUGGAACCAGCCUCAUGAACUACUUGCGCAUGGUGGAGUACGACGGUCUGACGGGUCACAUUGAGUUCAACAGCAAAGGCCAGCGGACCAAUUACACGCUGAAGAUCCUGGAGAAACACCCCAGGGGCCAUAAAGAGAUCGGCACCUGGUACUCCAACAACACGUUGGCCAUGAACUCCACUUCCCUGGACCUCAACGCGUCAGAGACGCGGCUGGCAACAAGACGCGCCAUCGCCACCACCAUACUGGAAAACCCGUACGUGAUGCAUAAGGCCAACCACCAGGACUACCAGGGCAACGACCAGUACAAGGGUUUCUGUGUGGACAUGCUGCGGGAGCUGGCAGCCAUCUUGAAGUUCUCCUUCAAGAUCAAGCUGGUGGACGACGGGCUGUACGGAGCGCCGGAGCCCAACGGCAGCUGGACCGGCAUGGUGGGAGAGCUGAUCAACCGGAAAGCAGACCUGGCGGUCGCCGGCUUCACCAUCACCUCGGAGAGAGAGAAGGUGAUUGAUUUCUCCAAACCCUUCAUGACUCUGGGGAUCAGCAUCCUGUACCGGGUUCAUCUGGGCCGUAAACCCGGUUACUUCUCCUUCCUGGAUCCGUUCUCUCCAGCUGUCUGGCUCUUCAUGCUGUUGGCCUACCUCGCCGUCAGCUGCGUCCUCUUCCUCGCCGCCAGGCUCAGCCCCUAUGAAUGGUACAACCCUCACCCGUGCCUUCGGGAGCGACCGGACGUCCUCGUGAACCAGUACACCCUGGGGAACAGUCUGUGGUUCCCCGUCGGCGGCUUCAUGCAGCAGGGCUCCGAGAUCAUGCCCCGGGCUCUGUCCACCCGCUGCGUCAGCGGAGUCUGGUGGGCGUUCACCCUCAUCAUCAUCUCGUCCUACACGGCCAACCUGGCGGCGUUUCUGACCGUCCAGAGGAUGGAGGUUCCCAUCGAGUCUCCCGACGAUCUGGCCGACCAAACCAACAUCCAGUACGGCACCAUCCACGGAGGAUCCACCAUGACCUUCUUCAUGAACUCGCGGUACCAGACGUACCAGCGGAUGUGGAACUACAUGAACUCCAAGCAGCCCAGCGUCUUCGUGAAGAGCACCGAGGAAGGCAUCGCGCGCGUCCUCAACUCCAAGUACGCCUUCCUGAUGGAGAGCACCAUGAACGAGUACUACCGCAGCCUCAACUGCAACCUCACGCAGAUUGGAGGCCUGCUGGACACCAAAGGAUACGGCAUCGGAAUGCCUCUGGGCUCUCCGUACAGAGAUGAGAUCACUCUGGGGAUCUUACAGCUGCAGGAGAGCAACCGGCUGGAGAUCCUGAAGAGACGCUGGUGGGAGGGGGGACAGUGUCCCAAAGAGGAGGACCACCGGGCCAAAGGUCUGGGCAUGGAGAACAUCGGCGGGAUCUUUGUGGUCCUGAUCUGCGGCCUCAUCAUCGCCGUCUUCGUGGCCAUCAUGGAGUUUCUGUGGUCGACGCGCCGCAGCGCCGAGACGGACGAGGUAAAACAUCAUCAUCAUCCUCCUACUCCUCUUCCUCUCUCGUGCUCCUCCUCCUGCCCCGCCCCCGGCCUCAACCGCAGCUCUAACACCUCAGUCUCAGUUUGUCAGGAGAUGCUGACAGAGUUUCGAAACGCCGUCUCCUGUAAGAAGAGUUCUCGUUCGCGCCGCCGCCGUCCUCUGAGCAGCGCCGGGGGUGGAGUCCUGCGUCACCCGUCCCGCCUGGCUCUGGCCACCCCCCGCCCCAUCCGCCUGGUCCGCGAGAUGCGCCUCAGCAACGGCAAACUGUACAGCGGUGCAGGCUCGCUGACGGCCGGGCUGGGGGGAGGUAUGGAAGGGGGUCCUGAUUUGGGCCCGGGGCCACACAGGCUCCUGGAGGACCCGCUAGGCGCCAACGCGACCACCGGCAAGCCUCCCCCUCCUCCUCCGGUGUCGUCCCUGGGGGGUCCACCCGCCCCGCUGCGCAGCUUCCUGCAGGGCUGCAGCCACGUGCGGAUCUGCCAGGAGUGCCGGCGCAUCCAGAGCCUGAGGCCGGCUGCCCUCACGCCUCCCCCACCUCCUCCUCCCCCCCCCUCCUCCUCCUCGGCCUCCUCCUGCUCCCGUGUCCCUCCCUCUGUGGGGACGCCGGGGCACCAUCUUCGCCACAACCCGCACCACCACCUCCACUACCACCACGGCUCCAUGUCGCUGCCCCGCCUCCCUCCGCCGCCACCGCCGAUCCCAGCAGACAGAGCCGACAGCGACGGGGGAGGGGGAACGGCGGCGAGCCCGCGGCAGGCCAACGCCAAACCGCCGCCACCGCCCCGGCCGCUCCCUCCCCCCAGGACGCCGACGCGCCUGCCCACAGACUUACUGGCGGGGCACAACUGAGCAGAGGGACGCUGUGUGAGCCGUCAUCAGAGGGGGGUCAAAAGUCAUGGCUUUAAACCCUCAGUGAACUUUUUUUGGGCCCCAACGUCACAGCUGAAUCGGUCCAAAUUGGCCAAUCAGCAGGGGUGGAUGGAAGAAAAACAAAAACAUUUCUACCCAUUUGCAGGGCCAUUCAUAAAAACGACUUUGGCUCAGUGGAUCAUACCAGUAACCUUUCCACAGUGGGGGUGGGGGCAGAUUAAACCACUCUGAAGAAUGAAUCAAAUGUUACAUUUUGGAUUUAACCAGCUGAGUUGAUCAGAGUCUUUGGACCGCAGGGCUGCAGAGGACGGACAAAGAGAAACUGGCUGCCAAAUGGAUGCCAGCCUUUCGGCCAAUCACCACGCCCCCGUGCCAAGCGAGGAGGACUCUUUCUGUAACUGUUUGAAUACUGAACCAGAUGUUUGUAUAGAAGGAGACCCACACACACACACACACACACACACACACACACGGUAGCAGAGAAGCUGUACAGUUAUCACGGUCAUCUGUCAAUCAUUUGGACGCCUCUGGAGGAUGUAGCUCUGAACAACCCUGUUGCUGUUUGUGCAGCGAAUAUCUGGAAAAAAACUGACCAACCAGUGCUGUGAUCCCCCUCAAAGCAGACAAGACACAUGCGUCAAUACUCAGCUGAAGUGUACCAAGAUGCGCCGGGCUAGCAUCCAACUUCACCAAGGAAAGGGGAACGCACAAUGAGACGUCCUGAAAUGUGAAGCUAACGAACGGGGGAAGAGAUGGAGAAAGCGUUUUUCUUUCCGAGUUCAUUAUUUUUUUUGAUGUAAAAAAACUGGUUAAACUGUUGACGGGAUCUUGGUUUGAGGUGUCCGGUUCAAGUGUUGUGUUCUCGUCUGGUUACACAAUUUUAACAGUCAGCCAAUCAGAAACUAGUAUCGGGUGACUAUGACAUAAACCAUUUUGGUUCCUGUUUUUCAAAGAGUAGUUCAACAUUUUGAGGAAUAUGGCCAUUCGCUUUCUUUCCAAGAAUUAGAUGUUCAGAUGGAUAGCAAUCGAAUGCCUGUGUUUUUAGCACCGAGCGAGAGUCAGGACGUGGUUAGCCUAGCUUAGCAUAAAAACGGGUGUUAUUUAAUAUAAGCCUGUCUGGGGACUUUGUUUGACGUUUGGCAACCAAUCAAUAGGACAUCGCAAAGAAAUAAAGUUACAGCAAGUAACGCCCCUAAAAUGCUUUUUUACAUGUUUGAGUACCGAUUAAACAAACGAGAUGCAACAUGUGAAUGAGUGAGCUUUAGAGGUGUUGGUAGGUGGAUAUUUUGGACAGAGCCAGACAGAGCCAGGCUAGCAGUUUCCCUCUACGUCCAGUCUUUAUGCUAAGCUAGGCUAACCACGUCCUGACAUGAAAUUGAUAUCCAUCUGUAAAACUAACUCUCAGAGAGACAGAAAACGGGCGCCAUUUUUUUCUCCAAAAAUGUUGAACUAGUCCUUUAAAGUCUGAGCUAUUUGAACUGUUCACUGCCGCCACACGCCGCCAAAGAACAAAGAAGCAUCCGCCUACUUUGCUUUUUCAAAGUAAAAGUCCUAAGAAUCCCAUGUAGCCAAAUUAGUUCCGCCUAAAAUCAAGUUUUCCAAAUUGAUGCCAGACCUGUGAUGAAUGAAACAGCCAGAUCAGCUAAAUUUCUGGUCCAACUGCUGGUGCCGGGCUAGCUCAAAGCUGGCCCUACUGUUGCUAACUCAAGCUUAUUCCCCCAACCCCCAAAACCGGGGCAAAUCUGGUAGCCAUAUCUGGGCCAGAGCAAGCUUACAUUUGUGUUGACAGUUCAGAUCUUAAAAAACGGUUUGGUGAAUCAGACGCCGUUUGUAAGGGACUGUAUGGAAAUUAUUUGGGGCAGCUCUUUUGGCUGAAGGGUCGUCUUCUUAGAGGUUUGUGAGAGAGUCUCCCACAGCUUACUCAUAAUUUAUUUAAGUGAGAUUUAUUGUUGGAUAUUGUAUUCUAAUUUCUCUUCUAAAGUGUGAAUUGGUGGCUAUUGUGUAAUUUCAAGGUUUAAAGUGGAGUACACCAUCUUAAUUUACUUUGUUUGUAUUUUGAGUUUUUAGUGGUGAAACCAGUUGUAGCAAACCAAUACAGUUGCAGUAUGUUGUUAUGAGACCUUGAGGGGAGAGCUGUUGCUUUUUUAUAAAAAAGAAAAACAAAAGGUGUAGCCCCUCUUACCAAUCAAAUAAUUUUCAUACAGUCCCUAAAAAAUAAGAGGAACUACCUCAGUACACUUGUGUAUGUUUUAGGUGAGUAUUAAAGCUGUUUUUGGCCAGUGGCGCUCAGACAUGUACGACACACACACACACACACACAUUCAAAGACAAACUUGGAGGACAAACUGCAAAAGAAAACCAAUUGCGAUUGUAAUUUCCUUCCUGUGUCGAAUCAGAGUAUUGUUUAUUUUUUUUUAAAUUUCCUUUCUCUUUUUCAUGGUAACUUUCAAUCCCUCAGCCCCCUUAAAUUGACGCCAUGGUGAUUCGGUCACCAGGGCGGGAUGUCAGCGUUCAAAAGGUCCCUGUCAGCUGCCGGCGAACUCCACGACCCGUACAUCGACAAAUCAAAUCGGCCGAUGAUUACUCGACAUAAGUGCUGAUAUUGUCGAUUCCACAUGUAAUUGCUUUACUGUCGCCCGCCUGCAGGGUACGAACGAAAAGGAGCCAAAUGUAAACCAAGUCCUGCACUAAUUCUUUUUGAAACGUUGUUUUAUUGAAGAUCAGUGCCUGUCUUUUUAUUAUUUUUGUAAUUUCUCUUGCAUAGAGUCUGUUAAGAAAAUAACCAAGCAGCAUCUGCGAAAAAGAAAUUGUUUAUGAAAAUGACAAAAACGCACAGGAAUGUUGAUGUAAAAUGUAAAAUGUGACUUUGUGCGUGUGCGUGCGCGCACGUGUGUUUGUGUGUGUGCGUGUGCGUGUGUGUGGCGAUAAAGAAGGAAUCCUGUUGUAUGUUUCGUCAUAUUGUCUGCAGUUUUAUUAUAUUUUCUCUGCCCCUCCCUCAGAUUUGUACCAGCAGUGCUCGGCUCAUCAGUAGGUCAGAGACGACAGAUGGAUAUUAUUCAGAUGAUUCUAUUGUUAUCAUUAUUAUUAUUGAUAUUGACGUGUGGGGUGACUGUAGGAGGGGACCAGCCCUUCUGAUGUUCAAUAUAUAGACACACAUUUGGAAUAAAAAAAAAAAAACAG